This is a messenger RNA of Cottoperca gobio, 1466 nucleotides long. Its product is annotated as microfibril-associated glycoprotein 4-like. The record is from RefSeq and is a predicted model, not a curated record. Gene Ontology annotation, biological process: platelet aggregation; blood coagulation; blood coagulation, common pathway. Gene Ontology annotation, cellular component: fibrinogen complex. Gene Ontology annotation, molecular function: protein-macromolecule adaptor activity; extracellular matrix structural constituent. NCBI's taxonomy places the organism in Eukaryota, Metazoa, Chordata, Actinopteri, Perciformes, Bovichtidae.
UUCCUCCUCGUUCCUCCUCGUUCCUCCUCGUUCCUCCUCGUCCCUCCUCGUUCUUCCUAGUACGUUCUUCCUCGUGUCUACUUCGUGUCCUCUCUGUUCCUGUUCCUCCUAUUGAGCUGCAGCAACCACCUCCUGUCGAGCCGCGGCAGUCCCUCGUCUCUCCCGCCGGGCCAACGCCAGACCCCACUUCCUGCUCCAACCCCUGACCCAUUCCUGGGUACUCGCCUGGCCCUGGGAGGUCCUCUGAGUGUCCAGAGGAUGUCCAGGCCUCUAAGAAGGGGAUCCGGCCGUUCAAGCCGCCGUCAUUUCAGCUCCCAGUCCCCAGUUCCUGCUGCCGAGCCGCUGCUCCAAGACUUUCUCAAAUAAUUAGAACACGUGCUGAGCAGACGGUUUAAAAGAGCCGUGUUUCCCACCCGAGUUACUUCAACAGACGUCUUCCAACUCAGCGGUGAGCUUCCUCUCCAGGAUGAUGACGAUGAUGAUGCAGGUGACCUCACUCGUAGCUCUGCUGGUUCUUGCGACCUCCGUUCACUCCGACUCGCAGUUUUAUCUGCCCAUCGACUGUGAUGACAUCCAUCGCCAUGACAACACCAGCUCCAGUGGGGUGUACACCAUCUACCCCGGGGGUCCCACCACACCCAUACACGUCUACUGUGACAUGGACACUGACGGGGGCAGAUGGACGGUAUUUCAGAGGAGGAUCGAUGGGACUGAAAACUUCUACAGGCCCUGGAAGCACUAUAAGACUGGAUUUGGGAACGUGGCCGGAGAAUAUUGGCUCGGCCUGGAAAACAUCUUCCUGCUGAGUAUGAGGAAGGAAAAUGAGCUGCGGGUGGACAUGGAGGACUGGGAGGGAGGGAAGGCGUCCGCCCAAUACUCCUCCUUCUCAAUCGAAUCUGAGAACGCCGGCUAUCAGCUUCACCUGGGCAGCUUCACUGGCGGAGCGGCAGGUGAGGAUUACUGGGGACAUAACAACAUGAAGUUCACCACGUUUGACAAAGAUCAGGAUACUGGGAUAAAAAACUGCGCUCAGCAUUUUCUAGGUGGAUUCUGGUACAGCAACUGCCACAUCAGUAACCUCAACGGCAUGUACGCCCCUCAUGGUGCCAUUGGAUUGAUAAACGUCCACGUUAGUUGGCAAGCAUGGAAGGGCACGAAAUACUCUCUGAAGACUGUUGCUAUGAAGAUCAGAUCAGUCGAGUCGUGCACACAUUAAAAAACACUCAGGCAGAUUAUUUUAGGUCAACAGUCUGAAUGCUUCUGGUUUUAGCUGGUGAUCAUUUUUAAUGUUACAAGUAGAAGUCCUGCAUUAAAAAUGUUAAAAUAAUGAAUACUAUUAUAAACUAUAUCAUUAGAUUAUGGAGCUAAUUUUAACUAUUUUGUGACUGCAACUACUGAUUAUUAAUCUGCUGAUUGUUUUUUUGUUUCCACCAUUAAAUGUUUAGUUUAGUUCUUUGCAUUUAAAA